UCAGGGUAUCUGUACCAUGACUACUGCCUUCCUCCAUUUCUUCUUUCUGGCAUCAUUUUGCUGGGCUGGGUUUUGACAGAAGCCUGGCAGUCAUAUAUGGCAGUGACUGGGAAAAUUAGAACAAGGGUUAUAAGAAAACGUUUUUUGUGCCUUGGCUGGGGCUUGCCAGCAUUAGUUGUGGCCAUAUCAAUGGGCUUUACCAAAGCAAAGGGAUAUGGAACUCCACACUAUUGCUGGCUGUCACUUGAAGGUGGACUGCUGUAUGCCUUUGUUGGUCCUGCUGCUGCUGUUGUUUUGGUCAACAUGGUAAUUGGAAUUUUAGUCUUUAAUAAACUUGUUUCCAGAGAUGGUAUCCUAGAUAAAAAGCUCAAACACAGAGCAGGUCAGAUGAGUGAGCCUCAUAGCGGUUUGACGCUCAAAUGUGCCAAGUGUGGAGUAGUUUCAACAACAGCUUUGUCAGCCACCACCGCCAGUAAUGCCAUGGCAUCCCUUUGGAGUUCCUGUGUUGUGCUACCUCUCCUGGCUUUGACAUGGAUGUCUGCUGUUCUAGCAAUGACAGAUAAGAGAUCGAUACUGUUUCAGAUACUGUUCGCAGUAUUUGAUUCAUUGCAAGGAUUUGUCAUUGUGAUGGUCCACUGCAUUUUACGGAGAGAGGUCCAGGAUGCUUUCAGAUGUCGGCUUAGAAACUGUCAGGAUCCAAUAAAUGCAGACUCCUCAAGUUCCUUUCCAAAUGGACAUGCUCAAAUUAUGACAGACUUUGAAAAAGAUGUGGACAUUGCUUGCCGGUCAGUUUUACACAAGGACAUUGGCCCCUGCAGAGCUGCUACAAUAACGGGAACUCUCUCCAGGAUUUCUCUAAAUGACGAAGAGGAGGAAAAGACAGUGAACACAGAAGGAAUGAGCUACUCUACCUUGCCUGGAAACAUCAUUUCUAAAGUUAUUAUUCAGCAACCAUCUGCUUUGCACAUGCCCAUGAGUAUGGGCGAGAUGGCUGAUCAGUGUCUGAAAAAAGAGAAUAGCGAAUUAAGACGAACUGUGUACUUAUGCACAGAUGACAACCUCAGAAUGGGAGACACAGAUAUGGUCCUACCCCAGGAGCGAAUGAUAGAGAGUGACUAUAUUGUAAUGCCAAGAGGCUCUGGGAACAUGCAAACUCAAAUGAAAGAUGAAAAUAAAAUGAACAUAGCUAUGGAUACUUUGCCUCAUGAGAGACUAUUACACUACAAAGUCAAUCCAGAAUUUAGCAUGAAUCCAGCAGUAAUGGAACAAUUUGGUUUAAAUUUAGAUCCGCAUCUUGUGUCUCAAGAACACAUGCAGAGCCUUCCUUUUGAACCUCGCACAGCAGUAAAGAACUUCAUAGCCUCAGAGCUGGAUGACAGUGCAGGAUUAUCAAGGAGUGAAACAGGUUCAACAAUAUCUAUGAGCUCCCUAGAGAGAAGAAAAUCACGGUAUUCUGACCUUGACUUUGAAAAGGUCAUGCAUACCAGAAAGAGGCACAUGGAAUUAUUUCAGGAAUUAAAUCAGAAAUUUCAAACUCUGGAAAGAUUCCGGGAUAUACCAAAUACUGGAUGCACGGAAAACCCAGCAGUAAACAAGAACCCAUGGGACAGUUUCAAAAACCCAAAUGAAUAUCAACAUUAUUACAACAAUCAAUGUAUUAGAUUCAGAAGCAAAAGAUUCUUUAGAACUUAGACCUUCAGAAUGGGAAAAAUGUCUAAAUUUGCCUUUAGAUGUACAGGAAGGUGACUUUCAAACUGAGGUUUAA
Molecule: messenger RNA, 1765 nt
Organism: Staurois parvus
Lineage: Eukaryota; Metazoa; Chordata; Amphibia; Anura; Ranidae
Source: the annotation of a GenBank genome assembly